AGCGGCAGUAUGAACCUGGGCUGUGUGUGUCGGCCAGCCUGCUGGACCUUUGGCAGCGUGUUGGACUCCAGACACUGUGUCUUUGCCCUCACACUGGUCACGCUCCUUAUGCAGGUGGUUGUGGAGGCCAACUCGUGGUGGUCUCUGGCCAUGAACCCAUUAUUGAUCCCAGAGGCCUACAUCAUUGGUGCCCAGCCUCUGUGCAGCCAGCUGGUGGGCCUGUCGCAGGGCCAGAAGAAGCUUUGCCAGCUCUACCAGGACCACAUGCCAUACAUCGGUGAAGGUGCCAAGACCGGCAUCAGAGAGUGCCAGUACCAGUUCAGACAUCGGCGCUGGAACUGCAGCACGGUGGACAAUUCCUCUGUUUUUGGACGAGUCAUGCAAAUAGGCAGUCGAGAAACAGCGUUUACUUAUGCCAUCAGCUCAGCAGGGGUGGUGAACGCUAUUAGCCGUGCCUGCAGAGAGGGGGAGCUGUCCAGCUGUGGGUGCAGCCGUGAAACUCGCCCCAAAGAGCUGCCCCGAGACUGGCUGUGGGGCGGCUGCGGAGACAACCUCAACUACGGCUACAGGUUCGCCAAAGAGUUUGUGGAUGCACGUGAGAGGGAGAAGAGCUACCCUAAAGGCUCGUAUGAGAGUGCACGGUUACUGAUGAAUCUUCACAAUAAUGAGGCUGGAAGAAGGACGGUGUCAGACCUUGCCCAUGUGUCCUGCAAGUGCCACGGUGUAUCAGGCUCCUGCAGCCUGAAGACCUGCUGGCUGCAGCUGGCUGAUUUCCGCAAGGUGGGAGAUGCACUGAAGGAAAGAUAUGACAGUGCCGCAGCCAUGAAAAUCAACUCACGUGGAAAGAUGGUGCAGAUGCACAGCAAGUUCAACGCUCCUACAAGCCAUGACCUGGUGUAUAUAGAGUCCAGUCCGGACUACUGCUUGAAGAACCAAAGCACUGGCUCCUUGGGCACAUUGGGGCGCCUUUGCAACAAGACCUCGGAGGGCAUGGAUGGGUGUGAGUUGAUGUGCUGCGGCCGUGGUUAUGACCAGUACAAGGCACAGAUAGUGGAGCGCUGCCACUGCAAGUUCCACUGGUGCUGCUACGUCAAGUGCAAACGCUGCACCAAAAUUGUAGACCAAUUCGUCUGCAAGUGAGAAAAGGAGGUGUUGCCAGUGUGUGUUUGCUUGCAGAUGAUGGGCAUACACCUGUGUGUAUAGAUGAGCAGAGGAACAAAGGAGCUGAACACAGUGAGAAAAUGGAAGAAAGAAACUAUAUAAAUUAUAUUUAUAGAGUUAAACAAUUAUUGCAUUGCAAAAAGAGUGACUUUUUUUCAAAAAAAAUCUUAUGUCUUCAGAAACUGAGAGUAUUGUGAAAUAUUAAUUUUGAAAUGUUUAUGUUUUAUUUUGGUCGAGUCAUCACCGGCUGAUUUUAACCCUGUCAAGUGCCUAAAAAUGGCUAGAAAUCUCCCUGCAACCCACCCACAUCCCUUUAACUUCAAAAAAUCACUUUUUCGAAAAUUGGACUGUUUCCCUUUUCUAGCAAGUCUGUAGUUUGAUAUUUGUGCCAUAGUUGUCUAAUAGGUCCCGGUUUGAGACUGACUGUGUCAUGAGGAGAAUACCUGUGUGCUUUAGUGUAUGGAUGUGUUUUCAUGGGCCCAGUCCCAAACCAGCCUUCACAUUUUUACUGAAGUCUUCUUGUCCUCUCUAGUUGUAUGUCGAGUAAGGAACACUGUUGGUCUGUAUGAGUCCUUGGAGCACAGUGAGUACAAUAAAAGGGCUGUUUUGGGAAGUGGGUCAUUUAUUAAGCUGCCUUAAAAGACUUGGAUUUCCCCAGGUGUUGCAACAAGCCCUCCACCAUUAUGCACUUUGCAGCAGAGUCUUAAACCUGUCUUUGUGUGUGUUCAGCUGUUCUUACUACAGUGCAUCAGCAAAUAUAUCCACAUUAUAGCAUACAUUCCUUUCCGUAUUAAUUCAGAUUAUCCAUUAAUCAUUAUUCUUUACAUGGUUUGAAUAUAUAUGGGCAAUGUUGUGGUUACAUUGGUGAAAUAUUAAUGCUGUGUGUAUAUAGUAUGUGUAUCCAACUAACCAGUAAACUGUAUUUAUUUUCUUUAGCCAGAUCCUCCUUUAAGCUUAAAACAGAAACAAAUCUCCAUCAUAGAUCAAUAUUUAGUCCUGGUCCCCAAGUUGUAAAGUCACUUUUUUUUUUCUUUUUUCAAAUUUUGUUCCCACUAAUGUGGCUUUUCACUGUUUUUAUAAAGGGAAAUGCACCUUAUUGUUCCAAAAACCACAUCUUUCUGCUCACUCAUGUUCAACUUUACUGUUACACUCACACAUAUAUCACAGAUAUUCAGAUUUUGUCACCACAAAUUUCCAAUACCACUCAGUUAAGUGCUCACGCUCCUUGUGAUAAUUCUCAAUAGACAUUGUUUCUACCAAUCCAACUAUGUAUAUUUAUAAACAUCUCCAUGAAUUUGAGGUUUGUUAAACUUUAUACCAGAUUUUUUUUUUUUUUUUGCU
Molecule: messenger RNA, 2502 nt
Organism: Monopterus albus (swamp eel)
Lineage: Eukaryota; Metazoa; Chordata; Actinopteri; Synbranchiformes; Synbranchidae
Gene: wnt5a
Product: wingless-type MMTV integration site family, member 5a
Exons: 4
Coding region: 10-1140 (376 amino acids)
Biological process (GO): multicellular organism development; cell fate commitment; canonical Wnt signaling pathway
Cellular component (GO): extracellular region
Molecular function (GO): frizzled binding; cytokine activity
Source: RefSeq, a predicted model, not a curated record